Molecule: messenger RNA, 431 nt
Organism: Entrophospora candida
Lineage: Eukaryota; Fungi; Glomeromycota; Glomeromycetes; Entrophosporales; Entrophosporaceae
Source: the annotation of a GenBank genome assembly
UAACAAUGCAAGUAACAGAAGCUACAAAUUAUGAAUUAAUCUUAGGAGUAGAUUGGUUAAGAGCUAUCAAUGGAGUCAUAUCCAUUGGAGAAAAGAUUUUGACCACUACCGCCUAUGGAACAACCAAUAAACAUCCUAUAAAAAUAGAAAAGAAGCCUAAUAUCAUUAAACAACCAGGGGAUGAAGAAUAUGAAGAAGAAUCUAUUCAAGAAGAAUUUGCUUUCUUAAAUAAAAUAAUAACGGACCAUAAACCAGAACAAAUGGUGAGAACAUUCACGAGUAUGGAAUGGGAGGACCUAGAGGAAGAACAGAAACCAACUAUCAAUAGAGAAUUAACAUUGAAGCAACAACAGAAAUUGGAUAAAUUUCUGCAAAAACAUGAAGACAUGUUUGCAGGAGGAUUAUAUGAAUUAGGUCAUACCCAAGAAGAA